AUGAGUAUACUUAGUCGGAUUUCCGAUACUUUUCAUGGUGUUGUUGACGGUCUUAACAACACUUUUAAGGUCAUGAAUGCUACUGUUCCUGCUCCUGCUCCUUUGCAGUCUGUUAAUUCUGGCCUUGAAGCUGGUAUCAAGGCCACAACCAAGUUUGACAAUAAGGUUAAAGAUGUUGCUGGUGCAAUGUAUGAUAAUUGGAUUAAACCUGAAUUAGAUGCUAAGGUCAGUGCUGGCAAGGAGUUAGUUUCUAUAAUCCGCUUUUCUCCGAGAUUGGCGAACAGCCCCGUUUAUGAUUCUGAGAUCUAUGCUACUACUUCCAGCAUUGAGGAUCAUUCUGUUUUUGGAUAUCAGGAAGGUUGGGCUUCUUACCGUUAUGCACCGAAUGUUGUUUCUGGUUUAAUGCGUCCGACUUCUGAGGGUGCUUUCUCUACUUGGACAUUUGCCGAUGCUUAUAGUACUAAGCCCACGCUUUCCGCUGGUUGGGCUCGAGAGGAUCCUAAUAUUCCCAAUCGUGUGCUUGCUGUCACUUCUGAUCUUUCUGAUCAGAUUUUUGCUGAUUUCUAUUUCGAAGCAAAAUGGUCUAGAGUCAUGCCGAUGUUCUCUGUUCCUGGUGCUAUUGGUGCAUUUUAA
This is a messenger RNA of Cylicocyclus nassatus, 633 nucleotides long. NCBI's taxonomy places the organism in Eukaryota, Metazoa, Nematoda, Chromadorea, Rhabditida, Strongylidae. The record is from the annotation of a GenBank genome assembly.